Molecule: messenger RNA, 471 nt
Organism: Laetiporus sulphureus 93-53
Lineage: Eukaryota; Fungi; Basidiomycota; Agaricomycetes; Polyporales; Laetiporaceae
Exons: 4
Coding region: 60-329 (89 amino acids)
Source: RefSeq, a predicted model, not a curated record
CAGAACGAGACCACCCGCACGCGGGUCGUGGGUUUCACGCGUUCUGCUCUGGAAUCCGGAUGCUCUGGGUCUGUUCACGAGAGCGAUCGCGCUCGCGUGGUACGCCGUUCGUUGCGACGUGCGUCGGCUGCCGAUCUCACGCAGCGCGUUGUUCCGGCCUCACAAUAGCAGAGACGAGGAGGAGUCCCUCGGCUGGCGCCAGUCCAGUCCGAGCGAACAAUGAGCCAAUCUCACCUCAUCGGGAGUACGCGUCGCAAUGCACAUGUACGAGGGCAAACCGCCUGGCGCGCUGUCUAUCCGCGAUGAGCACUCGACGGAGCGCAGGUUAGGACACAAAAUAGAAGACUCACGUGUGGUCCGAUCUCUGGAUGGUGAUGCGAGCGGGCGAGUCCGGCAGAGUGCGAGUCAUGGUGACGUGUGCCAUGUGCAUAUGAAAUGAAUGACCGGAGAGGACAUGGAUGGGGCAGAGAG